AUGGGGGCGCUGUACCCGCAGCACGUGGCGGCCUCGCACCUCAACUUCGUGCGUGUGACGCAGCCGCCGCGGCUCGCCGAGGCGCCGGGCCAGUACCUGCGGCACGCGGUGCUGCCGUACACGGCGCAGGAGCGCGAGGGCCUCGCGCGGACGGCCUGGUUCCGCGAGAAGGGGUUCGGCUACAACCUCGAGCAGUCGACGCGCCCGCACACGCUGGGGUUCGCCCUCGCCGACUCCCCCGUGGCGCUGCUGGCGUGGAUCUACGAGAAGCUCCACGACUGGACCGACGGCUACCCCUGGGGCGACGACGAGGUCCUCACCUGGGUCAGCAUCUACGCCUUCAGCACGGCGGGGCCCGACGCCAGCGUGCGCAUCUACUACGAGGCCCGCGCGCAGCAGGCCAUCUCCCCCGGGUACGCGUACCUCGCCGCCGUGCCCCUGGGGCUGAGCUACUUCCCGCGCGACCUCAUCGUCCCGCCCAGCACGUGGGGGCGGACGCUGGGCCCCGUCGUGUUUGAGAGGCGGCACGCCGACGGCGGGCACUUUGCCGCGCACGAGCGGCCUGAGCAGCUGGCCGGGGACCUGAGGGAGAUGUUUGGGCCCGGAGGGGGCGCCGAGGCCGCGGUGAGGAGCUUGAGGGGGGUGAAGGGGCAGUCUAGGAUUUGA
Molecule: messenger RNA, 666 nt
Organism: Diaporthe batatas
Lineage: Eukaryota; Fungi; Ascomycota; Sordariomycetes; Diaporthales; Diaporthaceae
Exons: 1
Coding region: 1-666 (221 amino acids)
Biological process (GO): epoxide metabolic process
Molecular function (GO): epoxide hydrolase activity
Source: RefSeq, a predicted model, not a curated record